Mercenaria mercenaria is the source of this 381-nucleotide messenger RNA. RefSeq lists its product as uncharacterized. The record is from RefSeq and is a predicted model, not a curated record. The coding region runs from base 1 to 381 and encodes 126 amino acids. The transcript is spliced from 2 exons. NCBI's taxonomy places the organism in Eukaryota, Metazoa, Mollusca, Bivalvia, Venerida, Veneridae.
AUGCAUGUUCUGUUAGACGAUUUGUUGGAAGACAAUGUGUCUAAAAUUAUACGUCCUUCACAUCUGAUUUACGAUGGAGCAGGGGGAAGGGAAGAGAGGAGUAAGCAGUUACCUGUAAAGAACAGUACCAAUAAUUGUAGUAGUAGUACAAGUAGAAGUAGUAGUAGCACUAGCAGUAAUAUAAAUAAUAGUAGCAGCAGUAGUAGUAGCAGCAGCAGUAGCAUUGGUAGUUGUAGCAGCAGCAGUAGUUGCAGUAGUAGUAGAAACAGUAGCAGUAGUAGCAGUAGUAGUAGUACAAAGUCUUGCAGCAGUUGCAGUAGUUGUAGCAGCAGUAGUAUUAUGGCAGUAGCAGUAUUAGUACAUUUACAGCUUAAGCAGUAG